AUGGUUAGUGCCAAGAGACUUUCAAAGAUGGCAAAGAAGUGGCAGAAAAUAGCGGCCAUCCAGAGGAAGAGGCUCACCCGGACCACGACAGUGGCGAAAGGAGCAGCCAAUGACGAGUACUGCGCCACAUCGCCAUCAGUGGCAAUGAAGGACCACUGUGUUGUGUACACCGCUGACAGGGUGUGGUUCGAGGUGCCACUAGAGUACCUCAGCACAGCGGUCUUCGGUGAGCUCCUGAGGAUGUCUCAGGAGGAGUUUGGAUUCGCGGGUGGAGAUGACGGUCGCAUCACGCUGCCCUGCGACACUGCAGUCAUGGAAUACGCCAUGUGUUUUCUCAGGAGAGAUGCCUCCACGGAAGUAGUGAUGGCGUUCCUGAGCUCCAUUGCAAGAUCGUGCUGCUUUGAUGGUGGUGUGAUGGUGCCAUGCCGAUAA
Molecule: messenger RNA, 432 nt
Organism: Triticum aestivum (bread wheat)
Lineage: Eukaryota; Viridiplantae; Streptophyta; Magnoliopsida; Poales; Poaceae
Product: auxin-responsive protein SAUR36-like
Exons: 3
Coding region: 1-432 (143 amino acids)
Biological process (GO): response to auxin
Source: RefSeq, a predicted model, not a curated record